This is a messenger RNA of Pestalotiopsis fici W106-1, 1494 nucleotides long. RefSeq lists its product as uncharacterized. The coding region runs from base 1 to 1494 and encodes 497 amino acids. NCBI's taxonomy places the organism in Eukaryota, Fungi, Ascomycota, Sordariomycetes, Amphisphaeriales, Sporocadaceae. The record is from RefSeq and is a predicted model, not a curated record. Gene Ontology annotation, molecular function: sarcosine oxidase activity; flavin adenine dinucleotide binding. The transcript is spliced from 6 exons.
AUGGUAACUUCCGACUCCAAGAUCAUCAUUGUUGGUGGCGGUGUCUUUGGGCUUACCACUGCACUUUGGUUGGCUCGGAGUGGCUAUGGCGAUGUGACUGUCUUUGAUCGCUGCCAGUUCGACAAGAACUACUACAACCCAGCAGAUGGAUGUGAUGGCGCCUCGUCCGACCUCAAUAAGGUUUUCCGAAUGGCAUAUGGAGAUAGGCUCGACUACCAGAACCUAGCCAUCGAAGCCCGGGAUAUGUGGCUUGAUUGGAAUAAGCAGAUUAAGAAUAGCUGCCCCGAUCAACUCCCUGACGGUAUCAAUACCCAGGAUGAACUUCUCCUCAUUACCGGGUCGUGCUUCUUGAGCGAGGGAGAGAGGCUUCAUGAAUACUACGAGGCCAGUCUAUGCACGAUGGAGAGAACGGCGCCCGAGUUUCGCAGAAUGCAGUUUGUCAAGGACAAUGUCGCAGAUGAAGCACGCCUGGGCAAUAUUGACGAUAAAUGGGUCAGAAAGUUGCAUGCGCUGGACAAGAUCAAUCACGGAGACGUGAAUGGCUUCAUGGAUAUCCAAGCUGGGAUCAUGUUGGCAGACAAGUCUUGUAACUUUGCUCGAUUUCUGUGUGAGCAGGCUGGUGUCCAGUUCAUCUUGGGAGAUCCUCAAGGAAAGAUCAAGAGACUCAUUAUCGACCAAGCUUACCAGCACAGAACAGUCAAUGGAAUCGAAACAGAAGACGGAAGAACUCACUUGGCCGAUCUGGUCAUCGUUGCUGCUGGUCCAUGGACAUCGUCAAUCAUUCCCGAGGCUCAUCGAACCGUCGAGGCCACUGCUGGUACAGUCAUGUUCAUGGAUAUACCCAAGCAUAGGACGGACUUGUAUGAAAAGUUCCACCCCGACAAUUUCCCCUCCUGGUCUUUCCGAAAGGGACAAGGUGAAGACUACUACCAAGGGUACGGAAUGCCCAUCACGAAAGAAGGUCGCAUCAAGUUCGGGUUCCGCGGUCGCAAGUUCACCAACUUUCAAGACCAUCCAACGGAACCCGGGCUUCGCAUCUCGACUCCUCGGACCAAGUAUACGGAAAAUCCCAUCGAGACUGUCCCGAUAUACGGUCUUGCGCUCAUCAAAGAGCAACUAAAAAUGGCCUUCCCCGAGCUGAACGAGUUUGGGUUCCAGGAAAGUCGGCUGUGUUGGUAUACUGACAGUGUCGACAAUGACUACGUAAUCGACUACGUCCCGGGAUACUCGGAGUCCUUGUUCACCUGCACCGGUGGUUCAGGACAUGCUUUCAAAUUCCUGCCUAUCUUGGGCCGGCACGUUAAGAAUCAAAUCGAGCGUAAGGUCGAUCAGUUCACGCCCCUUUGGAAGUGGCGCGUCGUUCUGGAUGGCCAGGAUAACAAUGGGCUGUCAGACGGAGAGACUAGCAUCAGGAACAUGGUGGGCAUAGAGAUGGCCGACAGAGAGGAUUUCAAAUGGACCACCAUGGAAGAGCAAUUUGUCGGAUUGGUCUGA